Molecule: messenger RNA, 877 nt
Organism: Oryza brachyantha (malo sina)
Lineage: Eukaryota; Viridiplantae; Streptophyta; Magnoliopsida; Poales; Poaceae
Product: probable prefoldin subunit 3
Exons: 6
Coding region: 42-635 (197 amino acids)
Biological process (GO): tubulin complex assembly; microtubule-based process; protein folding
Cellular component (GO): cytoplasm; prefoldin complex
Molecular function (GO): tubulin binding
Source: RefSeq, a predicted model, not a curated record
GCCUUCUCCUUCCUCUCUCUCUCUCUCUUUCUCUCAUUCCCAUGGCGGCGGCGGCGGCCUCCUCCUCCUCCUCCUCGGCGGCGGCGGCGGCGACGCCACAGGGGGUGACGGAGCGGCGGGGCAUCCCGGCGGCGUCCUUCGUCGAGGACGUCGAGACCUACCUCCGCCAGGCCGGGCUCGACGUCAACUCCGGCCUCGCCUUCCUCCAGGAAAGGCUACAGCAGUAUAAAAUAGUGGAGAUGAAACUUCUAGCGCAACAGAGGGAUCUUCAGGCGAAAAUUCCUGAUAUUGAGAAGUGCUUGGAUAUUGUUGCGACUUUACAAGCUAAAAGGGCUCUGGGUGAGGCACUCACUGCUGAUUUUGAAUUAUCCGAGGGGAUCUACUCCCGGGCAAAAAUUGAGGACACCGAUUCUGUGUGCCUAUGGUUGGGUGCAAAUGUAAUGCUGGAGUACUCCUGCGACGAGGCCAAUGCCCUCCUGAAAAAGAAUCUGGAGAAUGCCAAGGCCAGUUUAGAAGUCCUUGUUGCUGAUCUCCAGUUCUUGCGGGACCAGCAAACCAUCACUCAGGUUACAAUUGCCCGAGUGUUCAACUGGGACGUGCACCAACGGAGAAGCAAGCAGGCUACCAGCCAAUGAGAUCGCCACAUUUUUGUACUUCUUACCAACCUCAGCCAGGCAGUUUAGUCCAGCGUAGCGUGUGCCCUUUGUUGGCGCCUUAUUGUGUAACAGUAUAUCAAGGUUUCUUUUUUAUGGUGUCUGGAUGAUUGGAACUCCGUUGCGAGUAGAAGUUUGAGUUGCACAUCGGUUUUGACUGCUUGCCGUCUUUCCUCGUUUGAUUGAACAUAUUUUCGAGGAGCAAUAUAUCAUCAUUCUUAGAA